Penaeus indicus is the source of this 3816-nucleotide messenger RNA. It is a transcript of the gene p115, whose product is annotated as general vesicular transport factor p115-like. Lineage: Eukaryota; Metazoa; Arthropoda; Malacostraca; Decapoda; Penaeidae. Gene Ontology annotation, molecular function: protein binding. The record is from RefSeq and is a predicted model, not a curated record. The transcript has 18 exons. The coding region runs from base 74 to 2878 and encodes 934 amino acids. Gene Ontology annotation, biological process: transcytosis; intracellular protein transport; vesicle fusion with Golgi apparatus. Gene Ontology annotation, cellular component: Golgi stack; cytoplasm; endoplasmic reticulum.
CCGGCUUAUUGAUCGUGUUCAGUCAUCCACCUUGCUAGAAGACAGAAGAGAUGGCUGCCGAGCUCUCAAGGCAAUGUCACGGAAAUAUAGGGUGCUUGUUGGAGCACACGGCAUGGAUUCAUUAUUACAGGUUCUGGAGUCUGAUAGGAAUGACCAUGAGAUAGUCAACUAUGCACUAGAAACAUUAGUAAACAUUACAGCUCCAGAGGUCUUCCCUGAAGAAACUGAGGACAGUGAAACCACUGUUGAAAAUCAAUCAUCAGAGAUAGGGGAACAGUUUACAGAAAUCCUCACUAAACGACAGGAAAACAUCGCCCUCCUGGUCUCCUUACUGGAUGAGUUUGAUUUCAAAGUGCGAUAUCCAACGAUAAAGCUGCUCACAAACCUACUUAAAAACAGACCCAAAGACCUACAGGAAGUUAUACUUGUGAUUCCAAGUGGAGUUUCCAAGCUCAUGGACCAGCUUUCUGACAGCCGUGAAGUUAUCAGAAAUGAUACUCUGUUGCUGUUAACUCAGCUAACCAAGAGCAACACCAACCUCCAGAAGAUAGUAGCUUUUGAGAAUGCCCACGACCACCUGUUUGACAUCAUCCGAGAAGAAGGUUAUGCUGACGGUGGUGUCGUAGUAGAAGAUUGCCUGAUCCUAAUGCUCAAUCUGCUCCGGAACAAUCCAUCCAAUCAGACAUUUUUCAAGGAGGGAAGUUACAUUCAGCGGUUAACCUCCUUCUUCACAAUCCCUCUUGAUGCCAAAGAUGGAUGGUCAGCACAGAAAGUAACCAAUAUUCACUAUAUGCUCCAGCUGGUGCAGACACUGGUGGCCCCACAGAACUCAGCACAGGUGGUAACAUCCUGCCAGAAGGUGAUGAACCAGUGUGGCCUCCUUCAGGCACUCACAGGUCUCCUUAUGGCCACAGGUGUACCUGUUGACAUCCUCACUGUCACCAUCACUACAGUGGCUGAUAUGAUAAGGGGAAAUCAGCAAAACCAGGAGUUCUUUGCAGAUAUGAUGGCUCCCUCAAAUCCACCAAGACCAGCUAUUGUAGUCCUGCUAAUGUCAAUGGUGAAUGACAAGCAGCCCUUCAUCCUGCGCUGUGCUGUCCUCUACUGCUUCCAGUGUUUCCUCUACCGGAAUCAAACAGGCCAAGCGCAGAUCAUCCAGACCCUUCUUCCACAGACAGCAGAUGUCGUUCCAGGAGCCAAACCCUUUCCCAAUUCUGUAACUGCUGGCCAACUCCUAUGCAGUGGGCUCUUUUCCCUCGAUCCCGUUUCAAAUUGGUUUGCUGCGGUUGCCCUGAGCCAUUCCCUUGUCGAGAACAUUGCCCAGAAGGAAAACAUGUUGAGAGUCCAGCUGGCAACCAGUGUUGGGAGUCCCCCAGUGUCCUUAAUGCAGCAGUGCACAUCCAUCCUGCAGGCAGGAACAAAGAUACCAACACGACUGGGCAUCCUCAUGCUCCUCUCUACCUGGCUGUCACACUGUCCUGUUGCUGUACAAAAUUUCCUCUCCAUACCCACAGCUGUGCCAUAUCUUACCGCCCAUGUCCAAGCAAAUGAACAUGAUGAGUUGGAGUUAGUGUGUCAAGGCCUUUGUGCUUUCGUACUGGGCUUAUGUGGCCAGUUCAAUGACGGGAGUAGCAGUAAUUUCUCCCAGGAGAGUCUUCGACAGCUUGUAAGUGAUCGCAUCGGUGCAGAAAACUUCAGCGACAAGUUGAGCAAUAUAUCCAGGACUGAAGCCUAUACAAAAGCAGCCAAAUCUCCGCAGCUGUCAGCCAAACAAUCUUCCGACCUUGUGUUUGAUCAUGAAUUCUGCCGACUUUUCAAAAGCCUGGAAGUGUCCGCUUUGCGAGCAGUGACCCCACAGUUAGUAAAUGGCACAAGCACAGAAGUCAGUCCAGCAGAAGUGAAAAAAUAUAAAGACAUUAUUCGCGAUCAGGAUGCGGAAAUGACUCACUUGAGGGAGCAGCUGAGUAAAUUCCAAAGUGAUUUAGAGCAAAUAGGCUCUGAGAAGGAGAGCCUCACCUCAAAAGUCCAACAGCUUCAUGACGAAAAUACAGUUCUGAAGGCACAACAAGGUAUGGCAGCUGGUGUUGCCAUUGCCAAUAGUGCUGACACUACCUCUGAGGGCACCAGUUCCAACACAGAACAGAUUAGUCAACAGCUGGCAUAUGUACAGCAGCAGUUGGCUGAAAUGACCCAUGCUAGAGACUAUUACUAUUAUGAAAUGGUUAAGAAAGAUCAAGAGCUAACAACUAUGCAGCAGCAGCAGCAGAAUGGCCCAGGACAGCAAGCAGUGGCAGUAAAUGGAUUGCAGACCAGUGCAGACCAUGCAACAGCCAACCCAGAGCUGGAGAAUGUUCGGAAACAAUUGGAGGACCUCCAGCUUGUACUCUACAACAAGGAUUCAGAAAUCCAGCAGCUAAAGGAGAAGGUUGCAGAACCAGCGGCCAAUGAAACCUCAAAAGACAAUGCAGCGGAGUCACAGGAGGUCACUGUCAUCCAAAAGGAGUUAGAGGCUGUAAAAGCAUCAAAAGCAACAUUAGAACAAGAAAAGGCAUCAUUGGAGUUGCAGCUAAAAGAUAUUCAGAAUGAGAACAAUCAACUGAAGACACAGUUAGCAACAGCCUCUGUAGCAGGAACUAAUGCUGGAGCUGCAGCUGCUUGCACUAAAUGUGAAGAUUUACAGGCUGAAUUAAAAGGCAUUCAGGGAGAGCAAGAGGACCUUUUAGUACUUGUAACAGACCAAGACAGUAAGAUGGCAGAAUACAGAAGGAAACUCAGGAGUUAUGGUGAAGAUGUCACUGAUGACGAAGAUGAGGAUGAUGAAGAUGGAGACUAUGGUAUUCCUGAUGAUUAUGACGAAGACCUGGAGGAUCUUCAGUGACAGUUAGUUUUUUCCUAAGGACUCUACUCAGCUACCCGAAAAGACUUGCAGCAAACACUUCCCAUGCUGACCUACCAUUGGAGAUCACCCUACAAGAAACCAGUUCCAGAGACCAGUGACAGAUUCAGUAAUGUGGUCCUUUUGCACAAUGCCAACACAUUAAGGAGCACAAAGAUCAAGCAUAUAAAAUUAUUACACAUUUGCAGAUCUCUAGAUGCAUCAGCACAUAUCUUAAUAUGUGCCUUCUAUGUGGCAUGUGCCAGUCCAUGAAAUAAGUGAUAAUGGUAUAAUUACUCUUUAAAAAUGUUAAAAGACAUAGGCUUGAAAGUCAGACAGAAGAAUUUGCAUAUGGUGUUGGCAUACCCAGGAGUAUGAAUAUUUAAGAAAUGAUAAAAAUGGGCAAACUUGAAGAGAUGUUUGAGAUGGACAGUUUACACUAUGUGUAAUGUGUAUUUUUGAUAUUGUUGGCUCAGCCCCAUAACACAGUUGAUGAUGUAAGUGUGUAAAUUAUGAAGUUGUUAACUAUGAAGAUUAUAUUGUACUUUGUGAUAAUUUUGUUGCAUUAUAGAUAUAUAACUGUUAGGCUGUCUGUAUGCAGUAGAUUUUCACACAUGACAAUUUGAAAUGUCAAAUAUCUCUUAUCACAAUCUAGGAUGAUAUUUUAAAGAUGUUCAUAUUCAGACUGAACUUUCCUGUAUAUAAAUCCAAACUUCUAUCCUAUAUCCCAACAGUUCUAUUCUUCAGCUAACGUUAUUACAAGAUUUAUAAAGAAUAAAAACUGUAUUGUAAUGUACAUUUUAUGUCUUGUGUAUAUAUUGGAGUGAAUGCUGGAAAUUGCCAUGGAAUUCAUUUAUGAUUGAUAGGUGCUGUUUAUGUUGAAGAAAUCUUUCUUUACCAUUUUAUUUUGUGAACUUUCCUUUAUAAAAAAGUGGAAUCAA